AUGGCUACUGAUUCCAUACCGAACAGAGGCCCCGAAGUUCUUGCAGCUACGACAAUAACAUGGGCUCUAGCUGUCAUCGCCACUGGCCUCCGAGUCCUAAGUCGCAAACUUAAACGCAACAGGUUAUGGCUAGAUGACUGGCUCGCCAUCGCUUGUCAUCACUUCACCGUUCUAAAUCAGAAGUUAACAACCUUUCUAGAGGUGCCCCGGGGCUUCGGCAAACAUAUCUAUGACGGUCCGCCAGAUGCGGCUUACGCCUGGGCUUUGGGACUCUUCAUCGGUGAACUGGCAUAUUUUUCGGGGUUGGUGUUGAUUAAGUGGGCUAUUCUUGCCUUCUAUUGGCGCAUCUUUAACAUAUUGCACUCAAUCAGGCUACGGAUUUGGACGCUCUUCGCUAUUGUCUCAGCGUGGGGCCUUGCAAGCAUAUUGGUUAUGAGCUUGAAAUGCCAGCCGGUGGAUUCGAACUGGGUUCAUCAACCCAAUUCCACCUCGGAAUAUCACAGUCUCUGUAAUGACCGUAGUUUUUUCUAUGGAAAUGUGAUCCCUAAUAUGAUUACUGACAUUUUAUUAAUUGCAUUCCCCGCCCCAUACAUUGCCAAAACUCAGUUAUCCAUGGCUCGAAAAUUGGGCUUGGCCACUAUCUCUCUUUUUCGUGCCCUGGUGGUUCUAAUAUCCGCUGUUCUUUUUUUCUAUACCUUGCGAAUGGAUUUGACAUCUCCAGACGUCACAUGGAAUUAUGUCGAUACCUCCAUGUGGUCGGUUGUUGAACAGAACCUAGCGGUUGUCUGUGCUUGCCUCCCUUCUCUCAUGCCCCUUUUCGUUUUAGCGACAAACGGAACCCUAUGCGGUAGAUCCAAUUUCGCUAGAGGUUCAAUUGGACUCUCACGAGCAAGAAAUAACACUGUUGGAAGCCAGCUUAGGACGUUGCCCAAGAACUGGAAGGUCGGUACUCCGUACAGAGGAUGGGUUUCGGAUUUCCCAAGCGGGUCGCCCCAAGAGGGGCGACGCAGAUACCGACGAGUAUCCGUUUUUGUGGCAGACAGAGAGCAAUUCGGACCCUAG
Trichoderma virens Gv29-8 is the source of this 1062-nucleotide messenger RNA. RefSeq lists its product as uncharacterized. The transcript is spliced from 6 exons. NCBI's taxonomy places the organism in Eukaryota, Fungi, Ascomycota, Sordariomycetes, Hypocreales, Hypocreaceae. Bases 1 to 1062 code for a protein of 353 amino acids. The record is from RefSeq and is a predicted model, not a curated record.